UUUUUAAACUGAAGUCUCUUGAAAAGCUCUCUAUGUCAAGAUGCCCAAAACUGAAGAAACUAGUAGAAAAUACGGGAGAGACAGAGUGUUUGAAACCGUCUAUGAGAAGUAAGCUUUGCUCCUUAUUCAGAAGAAAGAGUCUAGAGCCUUCGUUGCCAUCUCCAAGGGCUUUACCGUCUUUAUGGUCGUUAGAUCUAACUGAUUGUCAUCUUAGACAAGGAGUAAUCCCAGAUGAUAUUGGCUACUGCUUUCCGUCUCUAUCACACUUGCGUCUUGAUGGAAAUGAUUUAAUUACUCUUCCCGCAAGCAUUAAAUGCCUUUCUAAGCUUAGGCUCAUUGAGUUGACGGGGUGCAAAAGGCUUCAACAAUUACCGGAUCUCCCAUUGAAUGGUCAUUUAGAUGUGUGGGCAGAUGAUUGUGAUUCCUUAAAAAAGUUGUUAGAACCAUCACAGCAGGGCACAUCCUCCAAUUUAGACUUCUUUCGUUUAACAACCGUGAACUGCUUUGGAUUGAUUGACAAUGAAGGCUUCACUAAUGGAAUAUUUUCGUAUGCUAAGGAGAUUGGCUGCUCAGGGAAUCCCUCCGGACUUUCUCUCAUGUACUUAUCGUCCAACAUUUGAAAUUGUAAGUCCUGGAAGUAGAAUCUCAGAGUGGUUUGAUAUUCGAAGCGAGGGAGGCUCAUUGAUUGUGGAGCUACCUCCAGAUCAGAAAAAUUGUAAAUCAGAGUGGAUGGGCUUUGUGUUUUGUGUUGUUUUUGCCGAUCGGAAAGAACCUCACACUCUUGAAGGUCUAUCGCCUGGGGUCGGUGUUAAACACAUUCAUGAUUCAGAAAAUCACUUUCUGCGUCUAUAUGUCAGCACGCAUAUGAAGGGAGAUCAUCUUUGGGUGUCUUUUAUGCCUCGUGGUCGAAUCCGGGAUACCACAAGUUGCUCUUUUACGUUCUCAUUCGACGCGUAUUGUCCUCGUAUUCCAUGCCCGAAUUGUGUGAAGAGGUGUGGAGCCCGAUUGUUGUACGAGGAAGAUUUGAAAAACUUACUCAAUCCACCCACCGACAUCAUGAAACGGAGUCUUGAAUUAUGCGACUCAAAGGGAGGCAAAAGCAAGAGGAGAAGGUCCGAGUAAAAUUGCAAGUGGUAGAUAGCUUUAACAAUGAAUCAUUAUUCAAAAGACUCGAGGCAUGAUACUAAUCGUUUUUGUGGAGUAUCAAGUUGCUUAAGUCCAAAUUGGUCAAAUAGCCGAGUUACCCCCUUCUGCUUCUGAUUCUCGUACAGCUGGGUGGUUUUGUACUCUUCGGCAAUGAUGGGGUCCUUAAGGUCUUACAACUAUUCUUUCUUUGAACAUUUGAGAUUUUGAGGAGUACAUCCACUGUGAAAUUUUCCGCGCAUUGGCGGGGGCUAUCUAGGCCUCCAUUUCACUAUGGUGAUGAGAUUAUGAAGACGAGGAUGAUCAUGAUGUUCCUUUGAUUGAUUUGGAAUUGUUAUUCCAUGUUAGUUU
Fragaria vesca subsp. vesca is the source of this 1494-nucleotide messenger RNA. RefSeq lists its product as uncharacterized. The coding region runs from base 520 to 1122 and encodes 200 amino acids. The record is from RefSeq and is a predicted model, not a curated record. The transcript is spliced from 3 exons. NCBI's taxonomy places the organism in Eukaryota, Viridiplantae, Streptophyta, Magnoliopsida, Rosales, Rosaceae.